This is a messenger RNA of Cyclocybe aegerita, 843 nucleotides long. NCBI's taxonomy places the organism in Eukaryota, Fungi, Basidiomycota, Agaricomycetes, Agaricales, Hemipholiotaceae. The record is from the annotation of a GenBank genome assembly.
GAUGGUGGCAGGCCAACGAGACCUCCCCGACCCUAGGGGGUUCAUUGAAAGCAUAAGUUUUCUCGCGCCUACAUUGACGAAGAUCCAGCUUGUUGGUUGGGCUAACCUCCCCGUUGAAAUUUUCCUGGGGUGUCCCAGUUUGAAGGUCAUCACUUUACAGGACGUCGCCCCUGCCAAAUCUGCGGUAGUGACACCGGGCAACUAUGGUUCGCCUCCCAAGAUCGAGUGUCUCGAGUACAACGUAUCGCACAUGUUCAUCGAGGCACUUCUUCGACCUCCCGAUUUGAUGUCAGGUCCAAUUUUCGACUGGACGAGUCUUCGGGUUCUUAAAGUAAGCCCGCAUGAACACAACGACAUGGUGCACGUCCAGCCUAUCUUGAACGUAACAUCCGAGACGCUUGAAAAACUUCUCUUCCUCUUUCUUUCAAUCGACAAGAAGCAGCACCCUCUGAAGAACCUCGUGAAUCUCGAAGCGACGAAGAAGCUGCGUGCUAUUAGUAUCCGGAUGAUCAUCAAUUGCAAGACGAAGAAUGCCUCAGUACUGCACGAUUUGCGCCACGUUUUGGGCACCAUACCCCAGAAUAACGUCGUCAAAAUCACUGCGCUCGAGCUGAUGGUUUACGGGAAGCAACCGUUCAAGGUUUGCCUGACCAGGAUUGGGAUGGUCUUUGCAGGGAAGUCGUUCGUAUUUCAGCAAGCAAGCCGCUCGACUUCCACCUCUACACUUGCGCCGAACCAGAUUCCUUCGAUGAGGCACCUGGAUCUGCUCGCUUGUAUCAACGCCUUGAGGAAAGGAUUCUUUCGACUUUUUCCGACCAACUUCAUAUCGCAUUCCACUCGCUG